Nannospalax galili (Upper Galilee mountains blind mole rat) is the source of this 912-nucleotide messenger RNA. Its product is annotated as olfactory receptor 51B2-like. Gene Ontology annotation, molecular function: G protein-coupled receptor activity; olfactory receptor activity. The record is from RefSeq and is a predicted model, not a curated record. Gene Ontology annotation, cellular component: membrane. Lineage: Eukaryota; Metazoa; Chordata; Mammalia; Rodentia; Spalacidae. Gene Ontology annotation, biological process: G protein-coupled receptor signaling pathway.
AUGUGGCCCAAUGUCAGCUGCCCCUUCCUGCUGACUGGCUUCCCAGGUCUGGAGGCAGCACAUCCCUGGAUCUCCAUCCCCUUCUUUGCCAUCUACGUCUCUGUGCUUCUGGGCAAUGGCAUGCUCCUCUACCUCAUCAAGGAUGACCUCAACCUGCAUGAACCCAUGUACUAUUUCCUUGCCAUGAUGGCUGGCACAGACCUCACGGUUACAUUGACCACAAUGGCCACUGUAAUGGGGGUCUUGUGGGUAAAUCACAGGGCGAUACGGAGUGGGGCCUGCUUCUUACAGGCCUAUAUCAUUCACUCCCUUUCCACUGUAGAAUCAGGAGUCUUACUCGGUGCCAUUUGCAUACCUCUGUGGUACAGCUCUGUUCUUACCAAUUCUAGAGUGAUAAAGAUAGGGCUUGGUGUAGUGUUGAGGGCCUUUUUAUCUCUCAUACCCCUGAUCCUGCCUCUCUUUUGGUUCCCAUAUUGCGGUUCCCAUGUUCUUUCCCACACCUUCUGCCUCCAUCAAGAAGUCAUGAAACUUGCCUGUGCUGACAUCACCUUCAACUGCCUGUAUCCAGUUGUUCUGGUUGCCUUAACUUUCUUCCUAGAUGCUCUGAUCAUUGUCUUCUCCUAUGUUCUCAUUCUGAAGAUCAUUCUGGGCAUCGCCUCUGGAGAGGAGCGAGGUAUGGCCCUCAACACGUGUGUCUCUCACAUUAGCUGUGUCCUGGUGUUCUACAUCACUGUGAUCGGUCUGACCCUCAUCCACAGGUUUGGGAAGCAUGCUCCACAUGUGGUGCAUAUCACCAUGAGCUACAUCUACUUUCUUUUUCCUCCAUUCAUGAACCCCGUCAUUUAUAGCAUCAAUAUCAAGCAGAUUCAGAGAAGCAUUGUUCACCUGUUUUCUGUGUAUAAAAUUGCAUGA